Messenger RNA from Striga asiatica, 4414 nucleotides. NCBI's taxonomy places the organism in Eukaryota, Viridiplantae, Streptophyta, Magnoliopsida, Lamiales, Orobanchaceae. The record is from the annotation of a GenBank genome assembly.
UUUAUUGCUUAAACAAACAGUAAUGUUUUUCCCUCCCCAUAAAAAAUGGAGAAAGAUGGUUUGAAAUUUAUUUGAAAAAAGAAAUGGUGGGUAUUUGCCACAUCAAGGAAACAGCAGUCCCCCAUUAAAAGAGAAAAGGAAAAGCGAAAGUUACUACUCACUGAUUUUUGCUGUUCUCCACACAGUUUGGCUGGAGGUUUUCUCUUUUCUAUUUUACCAUAUUUUCUCAUUUUCCUUUCUUGUUGCUUAUUUGCCCUGCUUUCUGUGAUCUCUCACUUAUUUUCUGAUCUAUAAGCUGGAAGCGAUCGAUCGGUAUUUACUCAGCUGUUGUUCUCUUUACCAUCUCGUCGUACCUUCCUCCAUCUUCCCUCUUUUUUCGUUUAUUGUUUUCUCCGUUUUUUCCCCUUCUCGAGUUUGUGCUCUAGGGUUCUGCUGAAGCUUUUAGCCGGCUGGAUUUCGAUAAGUGACGCAUUUAAGUAUUUAUUUGAAGAAAUCAAGUGCGUUUUUCUAUAAAACUUGGAUAAUUUUUCCCCUCCUUUUUCGUUUUUAAAAAUAUUCAUUAUAUAUAGUUUUUCUGGGGAUAACUGGCAAGUGGGAUCGAUUGUGUGUUACUGAAAAUGUGGAUUGUGCGUGGCUUGUAAUUGAGAGAGUCACUUACCGUUGUUGGUUAUAGAGUCGUUCACUAAGCCAGAGUUUUUAUUUGGGUUUAGAUUUUAAUCCAAUUCUACUUUCGUAAGUGUAAUCAAUUGAGUUGAAGCCAAUCGAAGAAAAAAGAUAGCUUUGAUGUGAGGACAAAUGGCACAGGAUAAAGUAAAGGGUCCAUCUUUUCAGUCUAUCAGGUCACUGCCUGCAGAUUUAGGGUCUGUUGGGGGUUACUCUAAGAAUGAUGGGAUCAUGUUAUCCGAUAAUGCAUCUGGAAAUGUUCUUUUACCGAGUGAUGUUAGUUUGGAUAGUGAUGAAUCACCGUAUCGUAAUUUGGGCAUGCCAGUAAAAGUUGGGGCUUCAUUGAGCAACAAUGGCGAUGAUGCAUAUGCUAUGAAUACUCCCAUCCAGUCGAUUAAACAGUCGCAUGCUGACUCUAAGUGGAGUGACACGACUCCAUACGCCUCAAAGAAGAAGCUUCAGUCAUGGUAUCAGCUUCCUGAUGGGAAAUGGGAGCUGGGGACUAUUCUUCAGACAUCUGGAAAUGAGGCACUGAUAUCUUUGGCUGAGGGAAAAGUUCUGAAAGUGAAUGCAAAGUUUCUGGUUCCUGCAAACCCUGAUAUACUUGAUGGUGUGGAUGAUCUUAUGCAAUUGAGUUACUUAAAUGAACCUUCAGUUUUAUACAAUCUCCAGUAUAGAUAUGAUCGCGAUAUGAUAUAUACCAAAGCAGGUCCUGUCCUGGUUGCCAUUAAUCCCUUUAAGAAAGUGCGCUUAUAUGGUAAUGAUUAUAUUGAUGCUUAUAAGCGCAAAUCUAUGGAGAGCCCACAUGUGUAUGCUAUCACUGAUACAGCUAUGCGUGAAAUGAUCCGAGAUGAAGUAAAUCAAUCCAUCAUCAUAAGUGGCGAAAGUGGAGCUGGGAAAACUGAGACAGCAAAAAUUGCAAUGCAAUAUUUGGCUGCUCUGGGAGGUGGUAGCGGGAUAGAAUAUGAAAUACUGAAGACAAAUCCAAUUCUGGAAGCCUUUGGUAAUGCCAAAACAUUACGAAAUGACAACUCAAGUCGCUUUGGAAAGUUGAUUGAAAUUCACUUCAGUGAAAUUGGAAAAAUAUCGGGCGCCAGGAUUCAAACUUUCUGUUCCAUGAUCAGUCCAGAGUUGUUCAAUGUACAGACGGAGAAAGAUCAUAUCAUAUCUUUUAUCAGCUCUGUGCUGGAGCUCCACCUGUCCUUAGAGUAUCCUGUCUUUUUUCUUGACCUGGUGCUUCUUGCACUUAGUUAUCCGAUAAGGAUGUUUUGUAAAGAUCUGCUAGAUCUUUCCAUGGUCAAUUAUGCAUUAAAGAAUGCAGACGAGUUCAAGUAUUUGAGCCAAAGUAACUGCUCUACGAUUUAUGGGGUUGAUGAUGCUGAACAGUUUCGUAUUGUCAUGGAAGCUUUAGGUAUUGUCCAUAUUAAAAAAGAAGACCAAGAAAGUGUUUUCGCGAUGUUAGCUGCUGUACUAUGGUUGGGAAAUGUUUCCUUUAUGGUGAUAGAUACUGAAAAUCAUGUUGAACCUGUGGAGGAUGAAGGUCUAAUCAACGUUGCUACACUGAUUGAGUGCAACAUUUGGGAGCUAAAGCUAGCUUUAUCAACUCGAAAAAUGAGAGUAGGAAAUGAUACAAUUGUGCAAAAGCUUACGCUAGCUCAGGCAAUUGAUACAAGGGAUGCUUUGGCAAAAUCAAUCUAUUCUUGUUUGUUUGACUGGCUAGUUGAACAAAUCAAUAAAUCACUAUCAGUAGGCAAAAGGCGCACUGGAAGAUCCAUUAGUAUUCUUGAUAUUUAUGGUUUUGAAUCAUUUGAGAGGAAUAGUUUUGAGCAAUUCUGCAUCAAUUAUGCCAAUGAAAGAUUACAACAACACUUCAACCGUCACUUGUUCAAAUUGGAGCAAGAGGAAUACAUUCAAGAUGGCAUUGAUUGGGCAAAAGUUGAUUUUGAAGACAAUCAAGAUUGUCUUAAUCUCUUUGAGAAGAAACCAUUAGGGUUGCAAUCCUUGCUGGAUGAGGAAUCAACUUUUCCAAAUGGCACAGAUUUGAGCUUUGCCAAUAAGCUCAGGCAACACCUGAACUCCAACCCCUGUUUUAGAGGAGAAAGAGAGAAAGCCUUUACUGUGUGCCAUUAUGCUGGAGAGGUUACCUAUGACACUACAGGGUUUUUAGAGAAGAAUCGGGAUUCACUUCAUUUAGAUUCGAUUCAACUUCUGUCUUCUUGCACAUGCCACCUUCCUCAGGCUUUUGCCUCCAGUAUGCUCACUCAAUCUGAGAAGCCUGUAGUAGGUGCAUUGUAUAAAUCUGGUGGAGCGGAUUCACAAAAAUUAAGUGUUACGACAAAGUUCAAGUAUAUGCAUUCUGCAGUGAACAUAGUCAUAGGUGCUACCUCUUCGAAGUCUGAAGAGGGCCAAUUAUUCCAAUUAAUGAAACGUCUUGAGAACACAACACCACAUUUCAUUCGCUGUAUAAAGCCCAACAACUUCCAGUCCCCUGGAAGCUACAGUCAAGAGCUGGUACUGCAACAGCUAAGGUGCUGUGGGGUGUUAGAAGUUGUCAGAAUAUCAAGAUCUGGUUUUCCGACAAGAAUGUCACAUCAGAAAUUUGCUAGAAGGUAUGGUUUUCUUCUAUUAGACCAUGUUUCAUCACAGGAACCACUCAGUGUAUCAGUAGCAAUUCUUCAUCAGUUUAACAUUCUGCCUGAGAUGUAUCAAGUUGGCUACACAAAACUGUUUUUUCGAGCAGGGCAGAUUGGAGUUCUUGAAGAUACAAGAAAUCGUACUCUUCACGGUAUCUUGCGCUUGCAAAGUGUCUUUAGGGGUCAUAAAGCUCGCUGUUAUCUGAAGGAGUUUAGGAGAGGCAUUGUGACUCUUCAGUCUUUUGUCCGUGGUGAAGAAACAAGAAAAGAGUAUGCAGCCUUAUUGCAGAGGCAUAGAGCUGCUAUAGAUAUCCAAAAACGCAUAAAAUCCAGGAUUUGCCAAAGAAAGUUCCAAAGAUUAAGCGACGCAUCUACUGUUAUACAAUCAGUUAUUCGUGGGUGGUUGGUCAGAAGGUGUUCGGGGGACAUAGGGUUGCUGCAAUUUGGUGGCAGAAAGGAAAACGAGCCCUUGGAGGUGCUCGUGAAAUCGUCCUUCUUAGCCGAACUCCAGCGUCGGGUCCUACGUGCCGAAGCCUCUCUUCGAGAAAAAGAAGAAGAAAACGACAUCCUCCGGCAGAGGGUUCAGCAGUACGAGGACCGCUGGUCCGAAUACGAGCUGAAGAUGAAGUCAAUGGAAGAGGUUUGGCAGAAGCAGAUGAUCUCCCUACAGUCGAGCCUUUCCAUUGCCAAAAAAUCCCUCGGCCUCGACGCAAACGGGUCCCCCCGCGAGUCGGACGCCAGCGACGGAGACGUGAUCGGGCGGCUGACGGAGGAGUUCGAGCAGCGGAGUCGGGUUUUUGGGGACGACGCGAGGUUCCUAGUCGAGGUGAAGUCUGGUCGGGCAAAGGCGGGUUUGGAUGCGGACGUGGAGUUCCGGAGGCUGAAGCAGAUGUUCGAGGCGUGGAAGAAGGAUUACGGGUCGAGGCUGAGGGAGACUAAGCUUAUUCUAAACAGGAUGGGAACUGAGGAAGGGGUGGGGUCGGGUGAUGGGGCUAAGAGGAAGUGGUGGGGAAGGAGGAAUAGUGCAAGGACCAACUGACUGAGGUUCCAACAUUUUUUUUUCCUUUCUGUUUUUUCGUGAUGAAAAUGGCUGUUAUAUAUAUAUAUAUUUUUUUUUU